GAACAGAGACAGGCAAAACACAAGAGCUUGCAAUAUGAAGACAUUCUUAAGGAGCCCUGCACUGUUCAGUUCGUUACUCCUAGUGUUAAUCCUGAUGCUCUCAACCAAGAAUUCAGCCCAUGGCAGGGCAGUAGGGCCUCAACUCAACAAAGGGAGAAGUUCAGAGCAGAAAACGAGGGAUGACUGCCCAACCGAAAUAGACUCCCUGUUCCCUACAAGUGUGGAAGUCAGCAUCAACAUCAGCAACACGAACGAUACUACCAAAAUGGCUCAGGAUGUCAAUCUCCGGUCUUUGUCUCCCUGGAAUUACAGCUUCACCAAGGAUCCCAACCGGUUCCCCCAGGUGAUCAUCGAGGCCAAAUGCCGCCACUACAGCUGUGUGGACUCCACAGGCCGGGAAGACUACCGCAUGAACUCUGUCCCCAUUCGGCAGGAGAUCCUGGUCCUCCGACGGAAGCUGAGGGACUGUCAGUAUGUCUACCGCCUGGAGAAACAGCUCAUCACUGUGGGCUGCACCUGCGUGAUGCCCCUCAUCCAACACCAAUCCUGAGAGAAGCCAGUAGGGCAGGAAGAAUUUGUCAUCCAAGUGGUCACCACGGGGCUCAUAAAGCCUAGCCAAACUCCUGUUGGAAAGAGUUGGACCCUCCCUCUUGACUUUAAUAGGAAUUCAGCCAGGCCUUUAUGAUUAGCCAGAGUCAAACAGAGCAAAUCCAAAGAAAAAGCAUUAAAACCCCAUUAAAAUUGUAGGGAGACAUGUUAUAUUUUUGCAUCUCUGCUUACAUCAUCUAAUUUAUAUAAUUCUAUUUAUAUCACAGUAAUUGCUGGGAGGCGGGAUAAUGUAUCUGUGCUGUUGGGUUUUUUUUUAAUUUAUGCAUGUGAAAUAAAGAUUUGGUGAAUAAAGUCAGCUGUUGGGUUGGUUUUUUUAAGUUUUUCUCCUGAUCUUAGAAAAAAAUCAGGUUAAAUAUAAUAUCACACCAAUUAAAUAGCAUGGAUGAUGUAGGCUACCUACUCAAGUAGCCUAAUAAAUGAAUACUGUUUGUAUCAUGGUUUGCAAGGCAGAGGAAAUGCUCCAUUUUUUAAACUAUACACAUUAAAGGUACUUAAGCCGAGUUCUAGUUAAAAACUUUAACUCAGGUGUGGUAAUAUUAACUCAGGUGAACAUUCGCUCAUAUUUGGAAAUGGCUAACCGUGAAGUGUUGGGUGCACAGCCAACAUGCUCCAGAAAGCUAGAAUGUGUUUUAGGAAUCUGAA
Molecule: messenger RNA, 1251 nt
Organism: Alligator mississippiensis (American alligator)
Lineage: Eukaryota; Metazoa; Chordata; Crocodylia; Alligatoridae
Product: interleukin-17A
Exons: 3
Coding region: 35-550 (171 amino acids)
Biological process (GO): inflammatory response
Cellular component (GO): extracellular region
Molecular function (GO): cytokine activity
Source: RefSeq, a predicted model, not a curated record